Spirodela intermedia is the source of this 99-nucleotide messenger RNA. Lineage: Eukaryota; Viridiplantae; Streptophyta; Magnoliopsida; Alismatales; Araceae. The record is from the annotation of a GenBank genome assembly.
AUGCAAGCAAAGGAUAUCCUAGAUCAUCAAUUGCUUGAUGGAGGCAAGCAAAAUCACACCCACCACAAUACCUUCUACCUCAUCAUGUGGCCAAAUUAA